AUGACCGCCACACCAACGAUUCAUGAGCUUGAGUCUCGUGAUCAGAAAAUCAGCCAAGUGAAAGUAUUCACUGAUCGUGCUGAAGUCCGUCGUCUUGUAAAAAUAUCUCUGAAAACGGGAGUGAAUGAAAUUGUUCUGAAAAAUUUAACCACCAAUUUGACACCUGGAUCAAUGAGAGUUGAAGGAAGAGGAAAUGCGGUUAUUCAUGAUGUUGUGGUCAAAAAUGUCGCUGCUACAACGGAAGAAACCGAUUCGCCAAAGAUUUCUGCAAUCAGAGCUUCUCUCCAAGAAGAGAAAGCUCGUCUCCAAAGGAUUGAGGACCGUGGAACCGUUAUUCAGAAAUGUAUCACAAAUUUGGAUUCAGUAUUUGGACAAGUUGGAGGAGGAUUGGUGAAAGCACCAAAAGAUGGAGAAGUUGCUCUAAAUGAGGGAACUUUGACCAGUCUAAAACACUUUUUUGACUUCUAUGGAACCAAUUCCGAGAGCUACAGAGAAAAGCUCCGAUCGAUUGAAGCCGGAUAUAGAGAUCAACAAGAAAAAGUCCAGAAAUUGGAACAGGAACUGAGCCUUAUUCAAAAUAAGUCUCAUCACAAAUCCUAUUCACAAUCUGCCAUCAUCAGUUUGGAAUGUUCUGAAGAAUGUGAAGCUGAGUUGGAUGUGAUUUAUCAAGUUAUGAAUGCUGGAUGGUCUCCAUCUUAUGACAUCAGAGUGGACACAUCGAAGCCUUCCAUGAAUAUAACUUAUUUCGGAAAGAUCAGACAAAAUACAAAUGAAGACUGGAAUGGUGCUCCAUUGGUGCUUUCAACCGCUCAGCCAUGUUUAGGAGGGAAAAUUCCAGAACUUGGAACUCUCGAAGCCACAUUCAGAAUUCUUUAUACCCCCGUCCGCCAGCACAUGCUACCGGAAAUGCAUAUGGGAAUGCCUCAUGGAAUUCAACAACAACAACAACGUGCUCCAGCGGCUCUCUUCGGCUCCGCUCAUCCACCCCCACCACAGCCAGAAAUGAAAGUUGCAGUUGCUUCUGAAGUAACCCAGAACACACUAAGCACUGAGUUCAAAAUUCUGCGAGAAGCAACGAUUCCACACGGAACUAAGGAUCACAAAGUUACAGUCGGAAUUGUGACUCUUUCUCCAAAACUUGUACAUGAAACUGUUCCCAGCAAAAACGCUGCAGCUUUCCUCACCGCCUGCGCCGUCAACUCAUCAGAAUUAGCAUUCUUGUCAGGAGACUCGUCUGUGUAUCUGAACAAUGCAUUUGUUGCAAAGAGUCACUUGAAAAAUGUUUCCCCAGGAGAGCGAUUCAGUUGUUCUCUUGGAGUGGACACUGCGAUUCGAGUGGAAUACAAACCAGCCAAAAAAUAUCACGAAGAAGGAGGAUACAUCACAAAACACUCUGCAAAUGUCACCGAACAAACUGUCUUCGUCAAGAACUCUCGCAGCGAACAACCAGUUCUUCUCACUAUCAAACAUCAUGUUCCACGUAGUACUGAUGAGAAGAUUCGUGUGAAACUUGUGGCACCAGUUGCCGUUCCUUAUGAUGCGGAGAAGGCGACAAAUGAGACAGAGAAUGCAGAACCAUCAGAAGGAGCCAAAUUCAACUCAAGUAACAAUUUGGAGUGGACUGUCAAGUUGGCACCAAACACUUCCCAGGACUUGGUUAUCAAAUAUGUCGUGGAACAUCCAAAAGACGAAACUGUUCAAUAUCGCGAGAUCUUUUAA
Molecule: messenger RNA, 1719 nt
Organism: Caenorhabditis briggsae
Lineage: Eukaryota; Metazoa; Nematoda; Chromadorea; Rhabditida; Rhabditidae
Exons: 6
Coding region: 1-1719 (572 amino acids)
Source: RefSeq, a predicted model, not a curated record